AUGUCCAGCCCCUGCAAGAGCCUGGAUGAACACAGAGGCAUUGCUGAGAGUCCCGCUCACAGAGAGACGCCCCGGUUUCGCAGUUGGAGCAGCCUGCGCUUCUCAAGAUGGAGGAGCGGGAGCCAGAGGAGCCCACCAUCCACCCCCUCCCCAAAAGGAGACAAACGCAGCGACGUGACCAAAACUCUUUUCACCCUGGUCAAAACCCACAACGAUAACUACACAGCAGAUCCAGAUGGUUUACUCGAAACUAAUGGAGAAGGGUGUGUUGAAGAGGUUUUGGUUGAAGAUCAGUCCGGCUACUUCCACAAGCAGUUUGGGUCCAUGCUCCAGCCAGGGGUUAACAAAUUCUCCCUGCGUAUGUUUGGGAGCCACAAAGGGGUCGCAGCCGAGCAGGAGAGGGUCAAGUCUUUUGGAGUGUGGAUAAUUCACCCCUACAGUGACUUCAGGUUUUACUGGGACCUUGUCAUGCUGAUUUUAAUGAUGAGUAACUUGGUGAUAUUGCCAUGGGGAAUCACAUUUUUUGAAGACCAGAAUACACCUCCUUGGAUCACAUUUAACGUCCUCUCUGACACUCUCUUUUUGCUAGACUUAAUUUUUAACUUUCGCACGGGGAUUUUGGGAGAGGACAGCCACAUCAUUCUGGAUCCUAAAGAGAUACGCUUGCAUUACCUCCGCACCUGGUUCGUGGUAGACUUUGUUUCUUCGAUCCCGGUGGACUAUAUUUUUCUGAUUGUGGAUCUGGAAAGGUUGGUGGAGUCGACGGACGUGUACCGCACUGCUCGUGCCCUCCGUAUUGUCCGCUUCACCAAAAUCCUCAGCCUUCUGCGGCUACUUCGACUGUCACGACUCAUUAGAUACAUCCACCAAUGGGAGGAGAUCUUCCACAUGACCUAUGACCUGGCCAGUGCCGUGGUGCGUAUCGCAAACCUGAUCGGGAUGAUGCUGCUGCUGUGCCACUGGGACGGCUGCCUGACCUUUAUGGUGCCUAUGCUGCAGGACUUCCCCCCGGACUGCUGGGUGUCCAAGAACAAUAUGGUGAACUCAACAUGGCAUAUCCAGUACUCGUACGCCCUCUUCAUGGCCAUGAGCCAUAUGUUGUGUAUCGGGUAUGGCGCUCACCCCCCAGAGGGCAUGAGUGACGUCUGGCUCACUAUGAUCAGUAUGGUUGUCGGGGCAACCUGCUAUGCCAUGUUCCUGGGUCACGCAACCAACCUGGUCCAAUCCCUGGACUCCUCACACCGCCAGUAUCAGGAAAAGUACAAACAAGUGGAGCAGUACAUGUCCUUUCACAAACUGCCAGCAGAUGUCAGACAGAGAAUCCAUGACUAUUAUGAGCAGCGCUUUCAAGGCAAAAUGUUUGAUGAGGACAGCAUCCUCGGAGAGCUCAGUGACCCUCUGAAGGAGGAAAUUGUCAGCUAUAAUUGCCGUGGACUGGUUGCCAACAUGCCCUUGUUUGCCAACACAGAUCCACACUUUGUGACCGUGAUCCUGACCAAGCUCAGGUUUGAGGUCUUUCAGCCUGGAGACUACAUCAUCCGCGAAGGGACGCUCGGUCGGAAAAUGUACUUCAUCCAGCACGGUGCUGUCACAGUCAUGCCACGAGGCACUAAGGAGAUUAAGCUCAAUGAUGGAGCGUAUUUUGGGGAGAUCUGCCUGCUGACACAGGGACGGCGCACGGCCAGUGUGCGCGCGGACACAUACUGCAGACUGUACUCUCUGAGCGUGGACAGUUUUAAUGAGGUUCUGGAGGAGCAUCCACUGAUGAGACGAGCCUUCGAAAGUGUUGCUGUGGACCGACUGGGACGGGUCAUAGCCAAAACCAGGAACCAGUCUGCCCCAACAGAGUGA
Messenger RNA from Boleophthalmus pectinirostris (great blue-spotted mudskipper), 1851 nucleotides. It is a transcript of the gene hcn3, whose product is annotated as hyperpolarization activated cyclic nucleotide-gated potassium channel 3. The transcript is spliced from 7 exons. Gene Ontology annotation, biological process: transmembrane transport; potassium ion transport. Gene Ontology annotation, cellular component: membrane. The record is from RefSeq and is a predicted model, not a curated record. Lineage: Eukaryota; Metazoa; Chordata; Actinopteri; Gobiiformes; Gobiidae. Gene Ontology annotation, molecular function: voltage-gated potassium channel activity. Bases 1 to 1851 code for a protein of 616 amino acids.